Zophobas morio is the source of this 1725-nucleotide messenger RNA. Its product is annotated as pickpocket protein 28-like. Gene Ontology annotation, cellular component: plasma membrane. NCBI's taxonomy places the organism in Eukaryota, Metazoa, Arthropoda, Insecta, Coleoptera, Tenebrionidae. Bases 1 to 1725 code for a protein of 574 amino acids. Gene Ontology annotation, biological process: sodium ion transmembrane transport. Gene Ontology annotation, molecular function: ligand-gated sodium channel activity. The transcript is spliced from 8 exons. The record is from RefSeq and is a predicted model, not a curated record.
AUGUCAAAGAAUCUAAAUAAAAACGAUGAGCAAUACCCCGAAGGGGAAUCUUUAAAAAGUGUAGAAAUCAGCCAACCUAAAAAUAUGUUUGUGGAACAAAAAAUGCGCAAUUAUCCAGGUUUCCACAAAAAUAUGUAUGAUUAUUUUACGGAAUUUUCUAAUAAUACCGGAAUCCAUGGAUUCAAAUAUAUGGGCGAGCCGGAACGAUCUUUUAUUGAAAAGUUUUACUGGUUUAUAUUGUUCUGUGCUUCUCUGUACUUUUGUAUUUACUUAAUAGUCCACACGUGGUCUUCAGUUUUGGUAAGUUUCGUCCAAACGCCUACUCCAGUAUGGCAGGUGCCAUUCCCAGCAAUUACCAUUUGUCCCGAAAACAAAGUGAGGCAAAGUGUGUACAAUUUUACGCACUAUUAUCACAAAGUUUUGGAUGAUAUCACUGCAAAAGAAAAGAAUUCUUUAACUACAAGCAGUCUUACAGAUGAAGAACUACAGAAAUUUUAUGAUGUCUCGUUGAUUUGUGACAAUUACCUUUAUCAGAAAGGAAAUAAAACCACAAGUUUUGAAACCAUUCAAUACUUAAUAAACAUCGCACCACCAUUUCACCAAGUUGUCAUGGGCUGUAAAUGGACAGGUACGAAUGAAACUUGUGACAAUCUUUUCUCCCCAGUAUUGACAGAAGAUGGCAUCUGUUUUACCUUCAAUAUGCUAGACAGAAGCGAAUUAUUUACAAAUGCUGUCUACCUACAUGGAGACUACCUCAUGAGUCACGACAAGCGUUCAGGAGGGUGGACUCUUGAAAAUGGUUAUCCUGACAAAGCGGGGAAAGAGACAUUUCCGAGGAGAACUAUGUCAGCAGGACCUUCUUUUGGUCUCCUUCUUCUUUUAGGAGCUUAUGAAGAGGAUUUAGAUUAUAUUUGUCGUGGACCAAUGCAGGGUUUUAAAGUAUUGUUGCAUCAUCCCGCCGAAGUUCCGGACACCAAAAUCCAGUAUUUUAGAGUACCACUUAAUACCGAAACUGCAGUAGCAAUUAAACCCGACGUGAGUACAACUUCUCCAGGUUUAAAAAACUACGAUCCACAUCAAAGGCAAUGUUUCUUCGCACAAGGGCGACAACUAAAAUUUUACCAGGACUAUACACAACAAAACUGUCAGAUGGAAUGUGUUGCAAAUUAUACUCAUGCUAAAUGCGGCUGCGUUGCUUUCCACAUGCCACAUGAAGAAUCAACUAAAAUUUGUGGAGUCGGAAGUACGGACUGUAUCGUCGAUGCAGAACAGGAGAUGUUAUCUCGUGAAAUGGGGUCAGAAUUUCGUCGUUUUGAGGGUAAUGAUGAAUACAAUAUUUCAGAAACGAUAUGUGACUGUUUACCUGCCUGUACUUCGAUAACUUAUAACGCAGAGAUUUCGCAAGCCGACUUUAACUGGGUUAAACUUCUUCAAGGAUAUAAAUCUAAUCCCAGUGACUUUUCAGGGAUUCAGAUGACCAGAUUAACACUCUAUUUCAAGCACACGCAGUUUAUCACUUCAAAAAGAAACGAAUUUUAUGGACAAAUAGAUUUUCUGGCUAACUGUGGAGGACUAUUGGGUUUGUUUACUGGAUUUUCGUUCUUGUCGAUAGUGGAGAUUCUAUAUUUUCUGUCAUUACGGUUAUUGUGUAACAUUAAAAAGUAUGGUAUACAUUUUUGGUCUGGCUCUAAAACCUUAAUUAAUGGCGAUGAUCUGCCCACAUAA